AUGCGCCCCUCAACCCCCCUCUCCGCGGCCCUCCCGCCAUUGAUCAUGGGCACCGCAACCUUCAACAACCAAUACAACGCAGACCCCUACGCCCUUCCAACAACCGAACUUGUGCAGCGCGCAUUAUCGCGAGGUGUCCGCGCCUUCGACACAUCGCCCUACUACGGCCCCGCCGAGGAAUUGCUCGGCCGCGCCCUCGCGACUCAAUCCGUACAAUCCACCUUCCCCCGCGAAACCUACCACCUCCUCACAAAAGUCGGCCGCAUCGCAGGCUCUUCCUUCGACUACUCGCCCUCAUGGAUCAGACACAGCGUGCGCCGCAGUCUACAACGCCUGCACACCUCAUACCUGGAUGUGGUAUACUGCCACGACGUGGAAUUCGUCACCCCCGCCGAAGUCGUCACAGCCGUACAGGAAUUGCGCAGGCUCAGGGAUCAAGGCCUUAUUCGAUACGUCGGUAUUUCAGGCUACCCAGUCGAUACGCUAAGUGAGCUUGCGGAGACAGUUCUCCGGGAAACGGGUGAACCGCUGGAUAUUGUGAUGUCGUAUGCGAACUUCACGCUGCAGAAUACAAGAUUGCAUUCUCGGGCUCUGCCCAGACUGAUCGCUGCCGGGGUCGAUGUUGUCCCUAACGCUUCCCCAUUAGGAAUGGGGUUACUACGUCGAGAUGGCGUGCCAAUUGGCUCAAUGGGUGACUUCCACCCUGCACCUGAUGCACUGCGCAAGGCCGUGAUGCGCGCGGCGGGGCUUGCUACGUCGCACAACGAGAAGCUUGAGGUAGUUGCUAUUCGAUUCGCGCUUGAGUCUUGGCUCCGCGUUGGUGCGCGUGCUGGAGGACUCGGUGCACCGCUUGCCAAGGCAGUGGAUGCGGAUCCGGGAUUCUUGUCUGUUGCCAAUCUCGGAACUGGGAAGAGGCUUGGAGUCAGUGUUAUGGGGGUGAGCAAUCUUGCAGAACUAGACGAGACUCUGCGUGUGUGGCAUAGUAUCGUUGAUGGACUCGAGAAUUGGAGUGAGGAUGACGAUGACUAUUUCAACACCAAGUUGUCCACACCGUCGACUCCUGCUUUGGGUGCGGUGCCCACGGCCGAGAAUACGAGUAUUCUUACGCCGGAGGGAGGGAUUACGGAUCGUGCCUGGUCCCGCGCGCGUGGGGCUCAUAUUCUUGAGCUCGCCAGGGAGAUUCGCGAUGUCAUUGGCGCCGAAUGGAUUGAUUAUGUUUGGGAUAGUCCAUCGCCUGAUUUUAUCAACACUUUGCCCGAGGAGCAUGUUGCUCUGAUGCACAAGAUCAAGGCGGAUGAAAGCCAAGGGAAAUUGGAUCUUCCUGCGCUCACUCAAGACGACCCCAUGCUUACACCACCGUCAGACGUGGAGAGGCAGCUUGCAUAG
Messenger RNA from Penicillium olsonii, 1386 nucleotides. The record is from the annotation of a GenBank genome assembly. NCBI's taxonomy places the organism in Eukaryota, Fungi, Ascomycota, Eurotiomycetes, Eurotiales, Aspergillaceae.